Molecule: messenger RNA, 1582 nt
Organism: Pyricularia oryzae 70-15
Lineage: Eukaryota; Fungi; Ascomycota; Sordariomycetes; Magnaporthales; Pyriculariaceae
Product: 54S ribosomal protein L10
Exons: 2
Coding region: 407-1339 (310 amino acids)
Biological process (GO): translation
Cellular component (GO): mitochondrial large ribosomal subunit
Molecular function (GO): structural constituent of ribosome
Source: RefSeq, a predicted model, not a curated record
CAAAAAACAACGAUCUGUGUAACUGAGGCUGUGCUUCUGCAACCUCACGACCGUCAUGGGGCGGAAAACGGAAAUCUUGAAAGGAACGCCACGGAAGCUUUGACCACAUACAACUGGGCAAACUGGGGUACAGUACAGGAGCUCCAUCACGCCAAGCUUCAGGUGCUUUGCACAGCCCCAGUUUUUUUAUUUGGCAAUUAACUUCCUGCCUCAAUUGUCAGGCGCAAUAUCGGCCUCAUUUUUUCCCCUUGAUUGAACCCUGUCGCGUGCAAGCAAGUUGCAGUGAGAGGCUCUCAAACUAUCAGACGCGGAGAGCUCCGCAUCCCCGGGCCAGCAAAAGGACGAGUUCGCUCCGGACAAAACACGCACCUCUAAUCAACCUCGCCGCACAAAUCACAACUCGACGAUGCCGCCCAGAUUACCUCUUGCCCAAGCGGCGAGGUCCUGCCGCGCAUCACUCACCACAGCCACGACGACCCCCAUAAUCUCAUCCACACCGUCAAUCACAACUCUCCUUGGCGCUUUGUCGUUGCAAACCCGCCGUCAGGCCUCGAUCCUCGCAAACUUGAGGGACAACCCGGGUGCUUACAACAAGCGGAAGCGUGUGGGACGUGGACCUUCAUCCGGCUAUGGAAAGACCGCCGGUCGAGGUCAGAAAGGUCGCAAGGCGCGCGGCGCCGUAAACCCUUGGUUCCAAGGUGGACAGACUUCGCUCUUGGGGGUCUGGGGUAGGAAAGGAUUUGUGAACCACCGAGCAGAAGACCUUGCAGAGGUCAACCUCGACCGGUUACAAGCAUGGAUUGAUUCCGGCCGCAUCGAUGCUACCCAGCAGAUUACGCCUCGGGAGAUGGUCCGCAGCGGCCUCGCAGCGCGCGGCAAGGACGGCAUCAAGAUCAUCGCACGGGGCUCGGAAAAGCUCAAGACCCCCAUCGACAUAGUCGCCUCGCGCGUCUCUGCUAGCGCCAUAGACGCCAUCGAGGCGCUGGGCGGCAAGGUCCAGACGCGCUACUACACGAAGCAAACCAUCCAGCGACUGGUCCGCGGCGAGAUGGUCCACACCACGGAGCCCCUGCCCGUCGGCGCCGAGCACGUAGAGAGGAUUUUGACCGAGCGCAGGAGCCAGACCAAGCACAUGUACCGCAUGCCCGACCCCACUUCCCGUUGGGACAUUGAGUACUACAGAGACCCGGCCCACAGGGGCUACCUGAGCUACCAGCUGGCUCCGGGUGACUCUCCUAGUUUGUUCUUCAAGGUGCCCAAAACAUUUGCACCGAAAGUGGAUCAGGCAGAGGGUGCACAAAAGAAGAAGAAGGAUCUGGGAGACAACAAGAUGUGGUGAUGGAGCAUCUUUUGAGUCCUUCUGUACAAUAUUAUGUCCACAUAGAGUGUAUUAUCCAUAUACAAGCAUUGGGUUGGUAUAAGACUGGCAGUUGUCAGUCUUGACUGGUAAAUUCAUAUUUCAUGCCCUCUCAGCUGUGAUAUUCAUUCCAACGAGAGGUCUGCCUACCAUCUGUGUUGACUAUCUAAGUACAUAGGUAGGUACCUGCGUAUAAGCAACAGAACAAACAUGCUACGUGACCAG